Messenger RNA from Theobroma cacao (cacao), 1186 nucleotides. RefSeq names its product protein DEHYDRATION-INDUCED 19 homolog 4. NCBI's taxonomy places the organism in Eukaryota, Viridiplantae, Streptophyta, Magnoliopsida, Malvales, Malvaceae. The record is from RefSeq and is a predicted model, not a curated record.
AACCCCGAACCAGAAGUUCGGUGGAGAGUCUCUCUCUGCUCUUUCUCUCUCCUAUCGUUUCCUCGUUUCUUCCUUUCACUUCCAUCUUUCUGGGUUUUUUUUCCUUUCAUUUAAGGACUCGGUUCUAAUAAGUUUACCAAAUUUUACCCCCACAAGAAAGAUUCGCGAAUACUAGAUCAAAAGAAGAAAAGAAAGUUGGGUUCUUUGUUUUUUCUUUCCAGGAAAAAAUGGAGUCAAAUUCAUUGAGCUUUCGAUUCUCCAAUCCUUCUUCUUUUUCCUCUUCUUCUAGGCGUCACCAAUCUCGAUCUGAUCUGUUUCUGGGAGGAGGAUAUGAAGAAGUUGACGGCGACGAGGAUUUCAAGGCGGAGUUCUUAUGUCCGUUUUGCGCUGAGGAUUUCGACAUUGUUGGGCUUUGUUGCCACAUCGAUGAGGAUCAUCCUGUUGAAGCCAAAAACGGGGUCUGCCCAGUUUGUGCAAAGAGGGUUGGAAUGGAUAUUGUUAGCCACAUUACCAUGCAACACGGAAAUUUUCUAAAGCGCAAGCGGAGAUUACGCAAGGGUGGAACCAAUUUGACAUUUGCCAUGUUGAGAAAAGAACUGCGAGAAGGAAAUUGGCAGGCCUUUCCUGGUGGAUCUUCAUGCAUUGUUUCUUCUUCCAAUGUAGAACCUGAUCCAUUAUUAUCAUCGUUUAUUUUUAAUCCACCCACAGUUGAUGAGCCUGUAAGCUUGCAGCCUCUUUCUAUUGCUGAAGCACAUGCAGUAAAGGAAAGCUCAAAUAAAGAAUUUCUAGAAAGAAAGUCUCAGCAGUCGCAACUGUCGGACAAGGACCAUGAGGAGAAGGCUCAAAGGUGUGAGUGCAUCCAAGGACUGUUGAUGUCCACUAUUCUCGAUGAUAACUUAUAAGUUAAUGGGGGUAUUUGUAGUGGAUAUGCCAAUAUAAUAUUAGGUCUGAGAGUAAAGCAUAAAGAGGGAAAGAUCUUCACUCUUACCUCGGAAAUGGAAAUCGAAUAGGUCAGCGGAACUAUGUACUCCUACUAUUGUAUUUAGAACUUUUGUGCAUAAUGGAAAGAUGGAAGAACUUCGCCUUUAUAUCUAUAAGCUUGCUUUCUUUAUAUCUAAAGAUCUGACUUAACAGAUUUAUAACUAGAUGUAAUUACAGUUGCUAUGCUAUAACAUGUUGGGCAUCA